GGCGGGCCGAGGCCUUUGUGUGAGUAGGCGGCGGCGGCGGCGGCGGCGACGGCGGCGGCGGCGAUGGUGCACUGGGACCCCCGGAGCCAGAGCCUAUUGCCCUGCAGAGGUUUGGAAAUCUAUCUUCUCAUGCUGUCCACAGAUUAAUGGUGCUGAUAAGAUCGAAACUUUAUAGGAUCUGCUAAGAUGGGCAUGAGGAUCAAACUGCACAGCACGAAUCACCCUAACAAUCUACUGAAGGAGCUCAAUAAGUGCAGGCUCUCAGAGACCAUGUGUGAUGUUACCAUUGUAGUAGGAAGCCGGUCAUUCCCAGCUCACAAAGCCGUGCUUGCCUGUGCAGCAGGUUACUUCCAGAACCUUUUCCUGAAUGCAGGGCUAGAUGCUGCCAGGACCUAUGUAGUAGACUUUAUCACCCCUGCCAACUUUGAGAAGAUCUUGAGCUUUGUGUACACAUCCGAACUCUUCACUGACUUGAUCAAUGUGGGUGUCAUCUAUGAAGUAGCUGAGCGCUUGGGCAUGGAAGAUCUCCUCAAGGCUUGCCAUUCUACUUUUCCUGACUUGGAGAGCACAGUUGUGACGAAGCCCCCAACUAGUUCCAGUGAGGGCCGCUCUAGCACCCAAAGCAGCACAUCUGCGGAACCAGCUCAUUCCCUUGGAGAACUCCGAAGUGUCGGAGACCAGUUUGGUCCAGAUAGGAGCUACAUCUUGCAUAGUGAUGUUGGGAUAAGCUACAAGGAGGAGAGAAACCCUUCCAGUGACAGCAACCACAGCCUGCCUCUGUUGCACCAGCCACCACCGUGCAAGACGGAUGAGCAUGAUGCCCCCAUCCCAUUCCCUUCAGUUACUAGCAUGGUAGCUCAGCCAGGUCUUGGUACUCUCAGUAUAGGCGCACCAGCUAAUUCAGGCUCCUUCCAGCCUUUCAAGGUUCAGAGCAAUGGGGACUUUGGCAAAAACAGCUACUUUCCCUCUGAUAACCCAUUGGAUAUCUCCACGGGGAGUAACUCCUGCCCUAGCAACAGCGACCACUCCAAAGAUCAGGGGUUUGGGCAGAUGGAUGAGCUGCAGUUGGAGGAGCUGGGAGAAGAUGACCUGCAGUUUGAAGACCCUGGAGAAGACCUCGUUCCCACAGAUGAAGUGAUAGAGUUGAGUGAUGACAGUGAGGAAGAACUAACAUUUGGAGAAAAUGACAACCGGGAGAGUAAGGCCAUGCCCUGCCAGGUUUGUAAGAAAGUGCUAGAGCCCAACAUUCAGCUGAUCCGGCAGCAUGCUCGGGACCACGUGGACCUGCUGACAGGCAACUGCAAAGUCUGUGAGACCCACUUCCAGGACCGAAACUCAAGAGUUACCCAUGUUCUGUCUCACAUUGGUAUUUUUCUCUUCUCCUGUGAUAUGUGUGAAACCAAAUUCUUCACCCAAUGGCAGCUGACCCUUCACCGCAGGGAUGGAGUAUUUGACAACAACAUUAUUGUUCAUCCCAGCGAUCCACUACCUGGGAAGCUUGGUCUCUUUGUGGGGGGAACUAGCCCAGAGCUAAAAUGUGCUGCUUGUGGAAAGAUUCUGGUCAGAGAUUUUCACAUGGUCCGGGGUCACAUUCUGGACCACUUAAACUUGAAGGGCCAAGCCUGUAGUGUUUGUGACCAGCGCCACCUUAGCCUCUGCAGCCUCAUGUGGCACACUCUUUCCCACUUGGGCAUUUCUGUCUUCUCAUGCUCUGUUUGUGCCAAUAGCUUUGUAGACCGCCACCUCUUAGAGAAGCACAUGGCUGUUCACCAGAGCCUGGAAGAUACGCUUUUCCACUGCCACUACUGCAGCCAGAGCUUCAAGUCAGAGGCCGCAUACCGAUACCACGUCAGCCAACACAAAUGCAGUGGAGGGAGCAGCCUUGACUCAAGAUCUAGUUUUGGAGAUCGAUUACAACAUCCAGCUUUUCAGAAGCGGAAGUUGUCCUCAGAUGAAUUCCUGAGUGAGGAGCUGGCUCUGCAGAGCCAAUCUGGGAAUAGCAAGUAUAGUUGCAAAGUUUGUGGCAAGAGGUUUGCCCACACGAGUGAGUUCAACUACCAUCGGCGGAUACACACAGGAGAAAAGCCCUACCAGUGCAAGGUGUGCCAUAAGUUCUUCCGUGGCCGUUCGACCAUUAAGUGCCACCUGAAGACACACUCGGGUGCCCUCAUGUACCGCUGUACAGUCUGUGGCCACUACAGCUCCACCCUCAAUCUCAUGAGCAAGCACAUCACUGUGCAUAAGGGCAGUCUUCCACCCGACUUCACCAUUGAACAGACAUUUAUGUACAUUAUCCAUUCCAAAGAGGCGGAGAAGAACCUGGACAGCUGAUUGGGCUACAUUGGACCUAAGGGUCUGGUCCCAAAAAAGUAGCCAGGAUGAUGCUUUUCCAAUGGCCUGUUGGCCUUUGACUGAAGUUAAAAUUUGCCUUGCUAGGAAUUCCAAUUCACGUGUUAAAGGAAGAAAGGAAAGAAAUAGCACACAAACUUAGAAAUCAUUUUUGAGAAGCAAUGACCCUACCAUGUUUACCUCCACACCUGUUCGUGGCCAGCAGUGGCCAUGUUUUUGGUUCUUUGGGGAGCUGGGAUUGUGAUCUAGUAACAGAGACAGGAAUUGAUUUCAACUAGGUCCUUAUUCCCCAGACUCUCUAGUUUUAGUUCACUGUUAGAUUUUUUGCUGCUAAGAAUCCAACCCACAGCCUCAAUGAAAAGGGGAGGUGAGAAGAAGUCUUCAAACUGCUAUUUAGUUUCACUGUAGGCAUUACCACAACUCUGUGGCUUCCAGCAGGAUUAACCAGUUCCAAAGAUGAUCACAGAAAAAUGAUCAUUCAGAAUCCAAUUAGUCAGGGCAGCCCACCUCAUGUUCCGAGUUCUAGCUUUUAAGGUGUUGGUGCUAGCCUGCCACACAGACUUACCCAAAGUUCCCCUUUAAGUGUUAAAAAGUAGUUGGACAAGGUAAAGAUCCUUUGAAUUGAAGUGAGGGCUUUGUAUUUAGAAAAAGGAGGAAGGCAGAAAAUUUAGAGAUGGUGAAGCCUAGCCCAGAAGGAGUUAUCCUCCAGAGCCAUUUGAAACUGGGUGUAGGUGUAGGCAGUAAAGUGGAUUUCUUCCCUAUUAAUUUCCAAAGAAAAAUGGUUUUAGGGCACGCCAGCCAAGACUUUUAGGACUUCCCCAAGGGGACAGGGAUAAUGAACCAUUCUAUUUUAGACAUAUGUUACCCUGGUUCUCUCUAUCCAACCACAGAUAUAAGAGGAUGAACCUUGGGCACCCUGGGAGAGAGGUUGUAACAUUUCUGUCAACAGUAACCUUGCCUUAAUUUUCACCCAGUCUCCUGCCCAUAACUGUAUGUCUUGGCCCAUAAUUAAGAUGGGAAAGAAACCCUGUUGUGAUGAAGUGGUUGGUCCUAUGAGUCCUUCAGAGUUGAUGGAACCAGUUAAUAAUAGUGAUGGGGUGUUAAGUUUUACUGUCUGUUUUAAUCAGGUGACACAUUUUUUGUUUUGUUUCUUUUUACAUGCACUAACAGGCAGAAGGCAAGCUGUGCUUCAGCAGCCUACCUUUUACUUCCUGGAAUUCAUCCUGAUCUAUCCUUGUGUCACCCCUAGGGGGUACUAUUGGAUGGACCUAAGAAGUCCACACACAGGAACAGGCUGAUCCUCUUUUUAUUUUGUUUAUGAAAGGGUCAUGCCCAAAGAAGGAAGAGGGAGGAAGAAAGGGAGGGAUCCCUCGGAACUUGAUCUUGCAUGUUCACAAGGUAGCACCCUCAUCCAGAGUUGCCCUCAGUAACUCAUACUACCUCACCCAGAGCAAAUGCACUGGGAGUUCACAGCCACAGCCCCACACACUGCCAUCUGUGUGAACUUGGCAACACCCAGUGCCAUUUCACAAGCAAGUGAUUUUCAUUAACCCUCAAAGCCUUUUUAAAGUUUAAUAUUUAUUAUUUUUGUAUACAGAUCAUCCAGCAUCUGCUUUAUACGACAGAUUUCAGGAAAAUGAGGUUCCCAGCAGUGAGUGACCACAUCCCAGGAAAAUAGUUCUGAUCCAGGGAUGUUGGUGACGGGCACAACCCAGGAGAGUACAAGCCAAAUAGGUCCUAACCUAACUUAAUCUGUACUGAGAGGUGCCCUCUUCCCACAAAUAGGGGAAAUCAUUUCCCAUUCCCCAAAUAGAUUCCUCACUAGGGUUAUGAUCCUAGAGAGCACUUUAAAUAAUGGCCUAAUCAUCUAGGAGACUGGGAACAAAGAACACCUUAAUAAUGGAAACUUGUGAACUCCCUAAUUCUUUCAUCUCUCUUCCCAAGUCCCCAGACAGAGCUACUUGAGAGGAUUUUAAGGAAGUCAAGGGACCAGAGUCAUUAGGCCAGUGAUUUCUUGGUGGAAAGCUUUGAGCCCCUUCCUAAAUUAGGAAAUUGUCAUUUCUCUUUUAAUAAAUAGCAAGAUGGGCAAGCCAGAGUUCCUUAUUGACUUGCUGAUUCUUUGCUUCAAGGUGCUAUUGUUUAUAUAUAGAGCCCCUUUUCUAGCACCAAAACAGCAAAAGCUGUAUCUUACUCAGAAAUAGUACAAUUAUGCUAUGAAGAUACUAUAGUAUCUUCAGGCACAUGUGGUGCUGAGGGGACGUGAAUAGGAGCCAUAGUAGGUCCACUUUCUGCCAUCUACUACCAACCUGCUAGAGUCUUACUUGACAGACUGUGAAAAUUGUACUGAUCCUAAGACAGUGGUGCCCCUUUGUUAUUGACUGACCAUUCCUUUCCCUCUUCUCCAUCAUUAUAAAUAUAAAAGAUUAACAUGAUAUAAAAGUUAGAGAUGAUCAGGCAUCCACCAAACUUGCCUAUAUUGAGUUUCUUUCCCUGGAGUGUCCUACCUCUUCCCCCAAACCCACUCCUAACUCCCAGCCUAAAUUGGAAAGUAGGUGAUUCUUAGAUGGCAGGAUUUAGAAGAAGCAAUACUAACUAGGGCCUAGUCAAAGGGACAUGUUAGAGAAAUCCAUUUUUUUUUUUUAAAUCUAAGCUCUUUGGGUGCUGAGUGUUCUGUGAAUUUAACAAGCUGUGAAGUCUUUUUUUUUUUUUUUUUUUUUUUUUUUAGUAAACCAAAUAAAAACACACCCCAGAAGCUUUUCUCCUAAAACACUAAGCAAAAGACUAGUCCCUUAUUCCUGGCCUCAAGCUAGGAGGAAAACCAUCCCCACAGCAUUCCUCCCCUAUUGAAAAGGUGGUGUGUGUGUGUGCUCAGCCCCAGUCAGACAUGUAGCAGCACCAGUAGCUAGUGAGGCUUCUUAACCAAAUCCCUGUGCUCUGUACUUACCCAUGUUCAUUUUUGGACCUCUUCUUUUUAUGUUGAGGCUUUCUAUUUCCUCUGUCUUCCAACUCACCUUGUUCUAAACUGGUUCUCUUAUACACUAUAGUCUUGUAGCAAGUGAUACUAUAGUAGACUUUUUUUUUUUUUAAUUUGGUUUCUGGUUUACAGCUUUCUAAUUCAUUUGCCUUUUUUAUUCCUCCCUCUCCUCUCUCCCUUUCUUGGAACACAGUAUUCUACCCUCAUGUGCUGUCUAAUCUCUCCUUGACACUGAGUAUUCUCUGUUGUUCUUAUCCCUGUCCUGUCAACCCAGAGUCUGUGUUCAGAAUUUAAGAAGUCUCCUCAAUCCUCAGAGCUGGUUGGGAAUAGAGGCUCGGCUGAAUCAGGCCCUUUUCUAGGAGAAAGAGGCCUCUGGAGAGUUUGGAAGAGGAUCAGCAUUCUUCUUGACUUUCCUGAAAUAUGAACCUAUGCUCCUGUUCUUGAGAUAAAGCUUAUAGUACCAGGUACCUUCCCAUCAACAGUUUUUUUUUUGUUUGUUUGUUUUGUUUUUUUGCUACUGAUAAAUCUCCCCCUGCCAUUUUGCCUGGCCUCUGGUUUCCUAUUCCAUGGGUGCUCAGCUUUAGAAGUUAAACAUGUUAUUUAAAGUUAUUUAUGUAGAUGGACACACUGAAUUUUCUAGAUGGGGGCAAGGGAUCCCAGAUGACAUGGAAACCCCCACACAGUUCUUCUGGCUCUGUCCCUAAAUCCUGUAUGGAAAGGAGCACAGAUAGGAAAUAGCAACUCAGUGUUAGUUUCCAUGUGAUUAUCCAUUUUAAAGUCAACAUCAGGAUGAAAAUGAAAUUGAGUUUUGAUUUUGAUGUUUCCUUAAAAUUCUUCCCUUUCCCAGUCCAUCCUUCCUUUCUCCUAUAUCUGAAGGCUCUUAUAAAACAGAGAAGAGUUGUCAUUGACAUCUAACCCCUUUCAUUAAAUUAAUUGUAGGUACUGACCUCCUAAUAUUUAAGUGUUUACUAUCUAUUGCUGUAAAGUUUUGUAUAUUUUGUAAACUUUUUUUCCCAAAUAGUAGAUGUCUAAAAUCGUUGUACAUCUGAUUCUUUUAUACUCCAUUGUUCAGCACAAAGUGUGGUUUUUAUUUAGAAUAAAAAAAAGAGAAAAUUUGGGAUGUA
Antechinus flavipes (yellow-footed antechinus) is the source of this 6447-nucleotide messenger RNA. RefSeq names its product zinc finger and BTB domain containing 39 (gene ZBTB39). The transcript is spliced from 2 exons. Gene Ontology annotation, molecular function: protein binding. NCBI's taxonomy places the organism in Eukaryota, Metazoa, Chordata, Mammalia, Dasyuromorphia, Dasyuridae. Bases 187 to 2331 code for a protein of 714 amino acids. Gene Ontology annotation, biological process: negative regulation of transcription by RNA polymerase II; regulation of immune system process; regulation of cytokine production. The record is from RefSeq and is a predicted model, not a curated record.